UCUAACGGUUUCUGUUCCUCCAUUUACACUCUUCCGUUUCCCCUAAAACUAAGAUGUAACGGUCCUAAUAAAUUCAAAAGUGUCUUAAACUCUUUAACCCUACCAUCGCUUUCUUCAAUCAGUUGUUCAUCUUUUGGAAAAGAAAGCGACACACUCAAAACACACGUAAUAAACACAGUAUUCAGUAAAUGCUUCUCCUCUAUUCCCCAGUAUUUCAACAAUUCAACCUACCAAAACCAAUAGAAAUCAAUUGAACAAGAUUGGGGUUGUGUGAGUGUGAGUGUGAGGGGAGAGAAAAAUGGAUUUCAUUUCAUUUCUGACGUCUUUAGUAACGUCGUUGAUCAUCUUCGUCGUGUUGAUGUUGUGUUUUGCCUGGCUUUCGAGGAAACCCGAAAACCACGAAAUUUACUACCCAAAUCGUAUUCUUAAGGGUUUGGAUACCAGUUCAAGGACUCGUAACCCGAUUUCAUGGAUCAAGGAAGCUAUUUCAUCCAAAGAGAAUGAUAUUAUAUCUGUUUCUGGUGUUGAUACUGCUGUCUAUUUCGUCUUCCUUUCCACUGCUUUCUCAAUGAUGGUUAUGGCUGGAAUUGUGCUACUUCCAGCUCUUUUGCCUGUUACAAUCACUGAUCACAGUGUUAAAUUCAAUAACACCACAAGCAAUGGAACAUUUAGUGAGCUCGAUAAGUUCUCCAUGGGACACAUUGGACAAAAAAGUCCGAGAAUGUGGGUGCAUUUGGUAGCUGUUUAUUGGGUUUCUCUGGUUACAUAUUACCUCUUAUGGAAGGCAUAUAAACAUGUUUCUGAAAUAAGGGCCGCAGCUCUGAUGUCUUCUGAAGUAAGAGCAGAAGAAUUUGCCAUUCUUGUAAGAGAUAUACCCCUUCUUCUGGAAGGUGAAACCAGGAAGGAACAAGUUAAUUCAUAUUUCAAGGCCAUUUAUCCAGAUACGUUCUACAGGUCAAUGAUAAUAACAGACAAUUCAAAGGUCAAUGAGAUCUGGGAGGAGUUAGAGGGAUAUAGAAAGAAACUUGUUCGUGCUGAAACAGUUUAUGGGCAAUCAAAAACAAUUGGUAAACCCGAAGGAGUAAGGCCCAUGAACCGCAUUGGCUUCCUUGGUCUUUUGGGAAAGAAGGUAGAUACCAUAGAAUACUGCAAUGAGAAGAUAAAUGAACUUAUCCCGAAGUUAGAAGCUGAGCAGAAAGAUACUUUAAGAGACAGACAGCUUUCUUCUGCACUCGUCUUCUUUUCGAGCACGGUGGCUGCCGCUUCUGCUGCUCAGAGUAUACAUGCCCGAAUGGUGGACACUUGGACAGUAGAGGGUGCUCCUGAACCACGCCAACUGAUUUGGAGUAACCUUUCUCUCCAUUAUUAUGCCAGGGAAGUACGCAAGUACGUUGUGUACAUUAUCGUUGCAUUAAUGAUUUUCUUUUAUAUGAUUCCGAUAAGUAUUAUCUCAGCAUUUACAACAAUGGAGAAACUUGUGAAGCUUCUUCCUUUCAUAAAACCUGUAGUCAAAAUAGUUCCAGUUCGAACUGUAUUGGAAGCUUAUCUUCCUCAACUUGCCCUCAUAAUAUUUUUGGCUUUGCUUCCCAAGUUACUCAUGUUUCUGUCAAAAGCCGAAGGUAUUUCUUCAGAGAGCCAUGCAGUGAGGGCUGCAUCUGGCAAAUAUUUCUACUUCAUAGUGCUGAAUGUUUUCAUUGGAGUGACCCUUGGUGGAACCCUGCUUGGCAAUUUCAAGGACAUGGAGAAGGGCGGUUUACAAAAAGUUCCUGAAAUACUUGGGAAGGGCCUUCCGGAUAAUGCAACCUUCUUCUUGACAUAUGUGGCUCUCAAAUUUUUUGUAGGGUAUGGGCUGGAGUUGUCAAGAUUGGUUCCACUUAUUAUAUUCCAUCUAAAAAAGAAGUACCUUUGCAAGACAGAAGCUGAAGUGAAAGAAGCUUGGGCUCCUAGUGAUUUUGGAUAUGCAACAAGGAUUCCUGGUGACUUGCUUAUCCUCACAGUUACCCUAUGUUACUCUGUUAUUGCACCACUUAUCAUUCCAUUUGGUGCUGUCUAUUUCGGCCUUGGAUGGCUCGUCAUGAGGAAUCAGGCGCUGAAAGUCUAUGUUCCAUCAUUUGAGAGCUAUGGGAGGAUGUGGCCUCAUAUGCAUUCAAGAUUUGUUGCAGCAUUAGUGCUUUAUCAAGUUACCAUGCUAGGUUACUUUUCAGCGAAAAAGUUCAUCUACGUUUUUCUUAUCAUCCCACUUCCUAUAAUUUCCCUCAUCUUUGCGUUCGUCUGUAACAAGAAGUUCUAUGGCGCCUUCAAACACACAGCUCUUGAAGUUGCAUGCCAUGAAUCCAAGGAAACUCCAAAUGUUGAACGUGUGUACAGGUCAUUCCUUCCUCCAAGUUUGACCUCUGAUAAGCUAGAUGCUGAUCAUUAUGGAACUGCUUAGUCUCUAAUUUUGGUUUUUGGUGUUUGUUUGAUGUACAUUUAUCUCUUUUGUUCUUUCAGUUCCACUAGCUGUGUAGUGUUUUGAAGGUAUUGAUAGUUUUGCAUUAGGAGGUGUUGAUUUGUGUAUAUAACUAUUUCUAGAACCUUCAGUUAUAGUUGGAUCAAUUUCGUUGUAACCUUCUGUUAGUUGGAUCAAUUUUGUGGAAUUUGAAUUUCAUAAUUUUUCCUGAAA
This is a messenger RNA of Spinacia oleracea (spinach), 2662 nucleotides long. Its product is annotated as CSC1-like protein ERD4. Gene Ontology annotation, molecular function: calcium-activated cation channel activity. The record is from RefSeq and is a predicted model, not a curated record. Gene Ontology annotation, cellular component: plasma membrane. Lineage: Eukaryota; Viridiplantae; Streptophyta; Magnoliopsida; Caryophyllales; Amaranthaceae. The coding region runs from base 299 to 2431 and encodes 710 amino acids. The transcript has 6 exons.